ACUGCGAUCUCGUCUCGGCUCAGUGAUGGAGGCUUUCUUGUGGAGUUGAGCUUUCAGCUGAUGUGUUGAUCAGAAAGGAGCUCUGCUCAGUGCUGAGACAGUCUCUGAACUGCAGCUAGGACCAAGGAGGAAAAGGUGGGCAAAGGCAGCAACAGAGUGCUAUAUCCUCACUUAGUUGCCACAUCUAGUCCUGUCAAUCUGUGGCUCUGACAGUGGCACUGCUGCUGUACUGCUCCUAUCAGCUGAUAACUGCACCAUCAGCUGCCCAGCUGGGUAGUCCGACUGUCCCAUCAGUCCCCGCUGUCGUCACGCUGGCGGCCGCGGACCCGCACGCGGCGCUGGGCGCGGCGCCGCCGCCGGGCCACCCAGACCCGGGCGCCCUGGGCACGCCGCCAGAGUUCUGUCUCAGGUGGAACAACUACCACGAGUCGCUGGCUGACGCCUUCUCCGGCUUCCUGGAGCGGGAGGAUUUUCUGGACGUGUCGCUGGCCUGCGACGACGCCGUCAUCAGCGCGCACAAGUGCGUCCUCUCCGCGUGCAGCCCCUUCUUCCAGGAGAUCCUGCUGAAAAACCCAUGCAGCCACCCGACGAUCGUUCUGCCGAGCGGGGUGCAGGCGGCGCACGUGCACCGGCUGGUCAGCUUCAUCUACCACGGCGAGGUCAACGUGCCUCACCACCUGCUGCCUGAGCUCAUCAAGACGGCAGAUCUGCUGAAGAUUCGCGGCCUGGCUUCUGAGUCCAUCAUUCCCGUACAGAUGACGCAGCAGCCGCUGGAAGUUCAGGCGGUCAUCACGCUGCCCGAGCAGGGGCCGCCCGACCUGAGCAUGGCGGCCGCGCCCGCGCCGCCGCCGCCCCAGCCCCCGCCCACUCCGCGGCGCAAGAGGUCGCGCCGCGACCCCGGCGACGCACCGUCGCCACCGCCACCGGAGUUGACGGCGGCUGAGACGCCGCCGCCUCCGCCGCUGUGUCGCGGCGGUGUGGAGCCGGCGGUGGGCCCGGGAGCGCCGCAGCAUCACCACCCACACCAGCCGCAGCACCAACACCACCAGCCGCAGCACCAGCCUCCGCCGCCACACGGCACCGGCGCCGACGACCACAGGUCGGGUCUGCCGGAGCUCUCCGCCGCCGCGGCCGCCGCCUGUCGUCUACCCUCCGGCGUACCGCUCCGCCUGGAGUCAGCCGAGGUCAAACGGGAGCCGAGCGGCGAGGAACGCGGCGAGCCGCCGGACCGGGCCGACCGCUCCGAGCGCGCCGCCAGCCUGGAGUCGUGCCGCAGCCCCUCGCAGCAACUCACCACCAUUGACGGACUGGACCUGCUCGAUCCCUCACAACUACUUGGCUACGACGGUUCAGCGGGCGGAGCGUCCACCCACCGGCCGUGUCCCGUCUGUAACCGGAUAAUGCGCAAACGGGACAUCUCUCGCCACAUGCAGCGCGUGCACUCGGUGCGGAAGCACGCGUGCUCGCACUGUCCGCUCAGUUACGGUUACCGACUGGACCUGCGGCGGCACCUGCUGGAGAAGCACGCGGCGCUGGCCGGCCGCGAGAGCCCGCUGUCGGCCGGUGGGUCACCGCACCGAGCCGACGGCGACGGGUCAGACUACGACGAGCGAUCCGACAGCAACGAGUGACCGAAGAGUGCUGGGGGCCUAGGGCUGAGUGGUUGGCGAAUGGCGGGACAGUAAGAAGCGAACCCCGGGCGCCGUCAGUCUCAGUGGUCGGCAAGACACCAAUGGCUUGACUGACAGGCGCAGCUCAGUCUCAGUAGUCGGCGGGAUACCAACGAGUGAUCGACGAGGGCCGAUUCGGAGUCGUCAGCGAAUGUACCUGCGGCCGGGAUCUGAGCGCUGCCGUGUUGAUGGUGUCGAUGGCUAUAUAAUUAUAUAUCAGCUGUGGUGAAGCAGCGCCUAUGUGUUUAUCGCCGCAGUAUUCAGUCGGCUAAGGCUACAACUGUUGGGUGUGCAAAUAAUUCCCCUGGUAUCCGGGGUUCAUAUCGAAGGAGGCACAGGGCUGCUGAGUCGUUGACUACAUAUGUUCACGCUUCGCGCUUUACGUACAAGCCGCCAGUGUGACGCUAUGCAUUGUAUAAUGAAUUGUUAUGUGAUGUUUUUGUUUUCACAGAAACCGUUAAAAUAUGUUUAUUCUGGAGGUGCGUCGUGUAAGUCAUUAUCCUGCCAUGUAAGUCAUGUUUGUUUUCGAGCUACGGUUUUGGCGUCGACACCUCCGUUUAUCCUGCAAUGUUGCUUUAUGAUGUUCAGCAAGAGAGCAUUGAUGUCAUGACCUCUUGCCACUGUGUUUUGUGCAACCAAGAGCAAAUCAAACUGUAUGCAUGAGAGCAAUGCACGCAUCGUAUAUUUAUGCGAUGUAUGUAGUGUCUGAGAAAGCACGAUGUACUGUAUGUAUCGAUCUGUUAUGCUGUCAUCUGACCCAGUGUUGAAGGAAAACUAUUUAGAUUCCAUAUAUAAAGAAUUGUUGCUUAUAUUGAAA
Messenger RNA from Amphibalanus amphitrite, 2487 nucleotides. RefSeq names its product formin-like protein 7. The record is from RefSeq and is a predicted model, not a curated record. Bases 756 to 1631 code for a protein of 291 amino acids. NCBI's taxonomy places the organism in Eukaryota, Metazoa, Arthropoda, Thecostraca, Balanomorpha, Balanidae. The transcript has 8 exons.